AGCAGAGACUGUAAAAAAUAGCAAUCAUGGGUAACGAAGAGUUGGUGCGAAACGUAAAAACAACAUUUUCAAUGUAUGGUAUGAUUUUAUCGAAGGAACUUUGUGGAAUAUUAGCUAAACAUUUAAAAACCAUAGAAGAGUCAAAACGAGAUUCUUAUCUUAACGAAAUUACUGAACAAGUGUUAUCGCACCAAGUGGAAAACUCCCACAUUACGAUCGAACAUAUAAAACAUGCCAUAACAGAAUGCCUCAAACCCGAAUCGAGUUUACAAGACACGGAGACUGUGAUAAAUGUUAUAAAUGCUUUUGAUAUUCCCAAAUUGAAAUAUAAUACUGACAGGAAACAGUAUGAACUAAAGAAAGUUGAGAAGGACUUAUACGCCGACGCUAUUUACAAGCCUUUGUUAUUCAAAGACAGGUUUUCUAUAUUAUGGUACAGAACUUUGCGUCAUGAGAUGUUUACUCCUAUUCAGUUCGGCCAAAAGGAUGCAAGUAAAUGUGAAUUAACUGCAAUAGAGUAUUUGUUCAGCGAGUCAAAGUCUGAUAAUGUUUUUGUAAUGGGUAUGUUGUGUCAGCUUACCGAGGGUGACUAUUACUUGGAAGACAGCAACAGGGUUGUUAAAGUUAAUCUGCAUAAUACAAAAUUCCAGGCAGAGCUUCUCACCGAAGGCUGUAUAGUUAUUGCUAACGGAGAUUACAUAAAUGAUGUUUUACACGUUAAAAAUAUGGCAUUUCCGCCUGCAGAAUUGUCAAGCAACAGUCGUGCACAUUUAGGAAAUAUGAAUACAUUUGGAGGUCCACAUCCAAUAUCUUUAAAAACUUCUGAGAAAUUGAAGACUCACGAAUUGACCGUUGGUAGCGAAGCAAUGAUAAUAUUCGUCUCGGAUCUCUGGGUCGAUGAUGCACUUGUCCUUAUUAAGUUUAAAACAAUGAUUGAAGGGUAUUCGGACGAUCCACCUGUAGCCUUUGUAUUUUGUGGCCAAUUUACGAGCACUCCUUUAAACGCAGGAAGCAUCGAAACCGUAAAAGAUGGUUUCAAACAACUGGCCAACAUUGUGGAGCAACACUCAGAUAUAAAACAAUUCAGUAAAUUCAUUUUUGUCCCCAGCUUGCAAGACAUAGGUACACCAAAAAUAUUGCCAAAAGGAUCGUUGCCCGAGUACAUUGUGGAAGACUUUUCAAAAAGAGUGCCCGGUACCAUACUGGCCACAAAUCCUUGCAGGAUACAGUACUGUACGAAAGAAAUUAUUGUCUUCAGGGAAAACAUGAUAAGUAAAAUGCGUCGUAACACAAUUAUAUUCAAUGACGCGGAAGAAAUCGAAAAACAUUUUGCCAAAAUGAUAAUAUGUCAAGCACAUUUAGCUCCCUUGACUUUGUCCGUUAGUGCGGUAUACUGGAAACACGAUUACGCCUUGCAAAUCUAUCCAACCCCUGACCUCAUCGUUGUUGCUGAUCAGUACGAGCCCUAUGAGACCGAAUACAACGGCUGCUUAGUCAUUAAUCCAGGAUCAUUUCCAAAGAACAAUUUCUCAUUUAAAACUUACAUCCCCUCGAGGAAUCUAAUAGAACACUGUGAAAUCCCCAGCGAGUCUGACAGUUAAGUCCGUACCAUAAGUGCUGUACAUAAUAAUUAAC
Molecule: messenger RNA, 1635 nt
Organism: Orussus abietinus
Lineage: Eukaryota; Metazoa; Arthropoda; Insecta; Hymenoptera; Orussidae
Gene: DNApol-epsilon58
Product: DNA polymerase epsilon subunit 2
Exons: 3
Coding region: 27-1601 (524 amino acids)
Biological process (GO): error-prone translesion synthesis; DNA-templated DNA replication
Cellular component (GO): epsilon DNA polymerase complex
Molecular function (GO): DNA binding
Source: RefSeq, a predicted model, not a curated record